Molecule: messenger RNA, 4738 nt
Organism: Pan troglodytes (chimpanzee)
Lineage: Eukaryota; Metazoa; Chordata; Mammalia; Primates; Hominidae
Gene: CCNB3
Product: cyclin B3
Exons: 14
Coding region: 340-4530 (1396 amino acids)
Source: RefSeq, a predicted model, not a curated record
GGUGGGGGUGCUUGGCAGCACUGGCCACUUCCAUCGUCUUGGGGGUGGGGGUGGCGGGGCGCGCGCGUGUGUGUGUGUGUGUGUGGUGAUUAGUAUGCCUUUUAUUUCUUUCAGGGUCUGGAGAUAGAAGAGAAAUUCCCUGAGAAAAAGAAAAGUAGAAAGUUUCCGAUUGGUGGAGAACAUUCUGCUAAUAGCUUUUGUUCCAGUCCAUUUGUGGCUUGUUAAAGGUGUCUGGAACUGGAUUACAGUUUCUUCUGAUUGAACGCAGCCUUUGAAUACUGCCUGGCCUAUCGCGAAUACAUCCCUGCCUUGGACAAGACGCAGCUGAAUCUCUAAGUGAUGCUACUGCCACUACCACCCCAGAGCUCCAAACCUGUGCCUAAGAAAUCUCAGUCCAGCAAAAUUGUGCCCAGUCAUCAUGACCCAUCUGAAAAGACGGGGGAGAAUUGCCAAACGAAGAUAUCUCCAUCUUCACUUCAGGAGUCUCCAUCUUCACUUCAGGGAGCACUCAAAAAGAGAUCAGCUUUUGAAGAUCUCACUAAUGCUUCUCAAUGUCAACCUGUCCAGCCCAAGAAAGAAGCCAAUAAAGAGUUUGUAAAAGAUGUUUCCAAGAAGAUAAACAGGAACACACGUGCUCUUGGACUGGCCAAAAAGAAUAAGCGGAAUCUAAAAUGGCAUAAGCUGGAAGUCACACCAGUAGUAGCCUCUACUACCGUGAUACCAAACAUUAUGGAGAAACCACUCAUUCUAGACAUAUCCACCACCUCCAAAACACCCAACACUGAGGAGGCAUCUCUCUUCAGAAAGCCAUUAGUUUUAAAGGAGGAACCCACUAUUGAGGAUGAAACCCUUAUCAAUAAGUCAUUAUCUUUAAAAAAGUGCUCAAAUCAUGGGGAGGUGUCCUUACUGGAAAAGCUACAGCCCCUGCAGGAGGAGAGUGACAGUGAUGAUGCGUUUGUUAUAGAGCCAAUGACUUUUAAGAAGACACAUAAAACUGAGGAGGCAGCCAUCACCAAGAAGACAUUAUCCUUAAAGAAGAAGAUGUGUGCAAGUCAGCGGAAGCAGUCCUGCCAGGAAGAGUCGUUGGCUGUGCAGGAUGUCAAUAUUGAAGAGGAUUCCUUCUUUAUGGAGUCGAUGAGUUUUAAGAAGAAGCCUAAAACUGAGGAGUCAAUCCCCACCCAUAAGUUAUCAUCUUUAAAGAAGAAAUGUACCAUUUAUGGGAAGAUAUGCCACUUUAGGAAGCCACCAGUAUUGCAGACAACCAUCUGUGGAGCAAUGUCCUCCAUUAAGAAGCCUACCACUGAGAAGGAGACACUUUUCCAAGAGCUAUCUGUAUUGCAAGAGAAGCACACCACUGAGCAUGAGAUGUCCAUCUUGAAGAAAUCAUUGGCCUUGCAGAAGACCAACUUUAAAGAGGAUUCCCUUGUUAAGGAGUCGUUAGCCUUUAAGAAGAAGCCUAGCACUGAGGAGGCAAUCAUGAUGCCACUAAUAUUGAAGGAGCAGUGCAUGACUGAGGGGAAGAGGUCCCGCCUGAAGCCAUUAGUAUUUCAGGAGAUCACCUCUGGAGAGAAGUCGCUCAUUAUGAAGCCAUUGUCCAUUAAAGAAAAGCCAUCUACUGAGAAGGAGUCCUUUUCCCAGGAACCAUCUGCAUUGCAAAAGAAGCACACCACUCAGGAGGAGGUUUCCAUCUUAAAGGAGCCCUCGUCCUUGCUAAAGUCUCCAACUGAGGAGUCACCUCUUGAUGAGGCUUUGGCUUUUACAAAGAAGUGUACCAUUGAGGAGGCACCCCCCACCAAGAAGCCUUUAAUUUUAAAGAGGAAGCAUGCCACUCAGGGGACAAUGUCCCACUUGAAGAAACCACUAAUAUUACAGACCACCUCUGGAGAAAAGUCACUUAUUAAGGAGCCACUGCCCUUUAAAGAAGAAAAAGUGUCUUUAAAGAAAAAGUGUACCACACAAGAGAUGAUGUCCAUCUGUCCAGAACUGUUGGACUUUCAGGAUAUGAUUGGUGAAGAUAAGAAUUCUUUCUUUAUGGAGCCAAUGUCAUUUAGGAAGAACCCUACAACUGAGGAGACAGUACUUACCAAGACAUCAUUGUCUUUACAGGAAAAGAAAAUUACUCAGGGGAAGAUGUCCCACUUAAAGAAGCCACUGGUCUUGCAGGAGAUCACUUCCGAGGAGGAGUCAUUCUAUAAGAAGCUGUUGCCCUUUAAGAUGAAAUCUACAACGGAAGAAAAGUUCCUUUCCCAGGAACCAUCUGCAUUGAAAGAGAAGCAUACCACCUUGCAGGAAGUGUCCCUCUCAAAAGAGUCAUUGGCCAUCCAGGAGAAGGCUACCACUGAGGAGGAAUUCUCUCAGGAACUAUUUUCAUUGCAUGUUAAGCAUACCAACAAAAUUGGGUCCCUCUUCCAGGAGGCUUUGGUCUUGCAAGAGAAGACUGAUGCCGAAGAGGAUUCCUUGAAGAACUUGUUGGCUUUGCAGGAGAAAAGCACCAUGGAAGAAGAGUCCCUUAUCAAUAAGCUAUUGGCUCUGAAGGAGGAGCUUUCUGCUGAGGCAGCCACAAACAUACAGACACAAUUAUCUUUAAAGAAGAAGUCCACUGCUCAUGGAAAAGUGUUCUUCCUGAAGAAGCAGUUGGCUUUGAAUGAGACCAUCAAUGAAGAGGAGUUCCUUAAUAAGCAGCCACUGGCCUUGGAGGGGUAUCCCAGCAUUGUGGAGGGGGAGACCCUCUUCAAGAAGCUUUUGGCCAUGCAGGAGGAGCCCAGCAUUGAGAAGGAAGCUGUCCUCAAGGAGCCCACUAUUGACACAGAAGCUCACUUUAAGGAACCUUUGGCCUUGCAGGAGGAGCCCAGCACUGAGAAGGAGGCUGUCCUCAAGGAGCCCAGUGUUGACACAGAAGCUCACUUUAAGGAAACUUUGGCCUUGCAGGAGAAGCCCAGCAUUGAGCAGGAGGCCCUCUUUAAGCAGCACUCAGCUUUGUGGGAGAAGCCCAGCACUGAGAAGGAGACCAUCUUCAAGGAGUCUUUGGACUUGCAAGAGAAGCCCAGCAUUAAGAAAGAGACCCUCCUCAAAAAGCCAUUAGCCUUGAAGAUGUCUACCAUCAAUGAGGCAGUCCUCUUUGAAGAUAUGAUAGCUCUGAAUGAGAAACCCACCACUGGGAAGGAGUUGUCCUUCAAGGAGCCAUUAGCCUUACAAGAGAGUCCCACCUACAAGGAAGACACCUUUCUCAAAACAUUCUUGGUCCCCCAAGUUGGAACCAGCCCAAAUGUGUCUAGCACUGCCCCUGAAUCCAUAACCAGCAAGUCCAGCAUUGCUACCAUGACCAGUGUGGGCAAAUCUGGUACCAUCAAUGAGGCUUUCCUCUUCGAAGAUAUGAUAACUCUGAAUGAGAAACCCACCACUGGGAAGGAGUUGUCCUUCAAGGAGCCAUUGGCCUUACAAGAGAGUCCCACCUGCAAGGAAGACACCUUUCUGGAAACAUUCUUGAUCCCCCAAAUUGGAACCAGCCCAUAUGUGUUUAGCACCACCACCCCUGAAUCCAUAACAGAGAAGUCCAGCAUUGCAACCAUGACCAGUGUGGGCAAGUCCAGGACCACCACCGAGUCCAGUGCAUGUGAAUCUGCUUCUGAUAAACCUGUCUCACCACAGGCCAAGGGAACACCAAAGGAGAUAACCCCACGGGAAGAUAUUGAUGAGGACAGCGGUGAUCCAAGUUUCAACCCAAUGUAUGCCAAGGAAAUCUUCAGUUACAUGAAAGAGAGAGAGGAACAGUUUAUACUUACAGAUUACAUGAACAGGCAGAUUGAAAUCACCAGUGACAUGAGGGCCAUUCUUGUGGACUGGUUGGUGGACGUGCAGGUGUCCUUUGAGAUGACCCAUGAGACCCUGUACUUGGCAGUGAAGCUGGUGGAUCUCUACCUAAUGAAGGCAGUAUGCAAGAAGGAUAAGUUACAACUCCUUGGUGCCACUGCCUUUAUGAUUGCAGCAAAAUUUGAGGAGCACAACUCACCUCGUGUGGAUGACUUUGUGUACAUCUGUGAUGAUAAUUAUCAGCGAUCUGAGGUACUCAGCAUGGAAAUCAACAUCCUGAACGUCCUCAAAUGUGACAUUAACAUUCCCAUCGCCUAUCAUUUUCUGCGCAGAUAUGCUAGGUGUAUCCAUACCAACAUGAAGACACUGACCUUGUCCCGCUACAUCUGUGAGAUGACCCUGCAGGAAUACCACUAUGUCCAGGAGAAGGCUUCCAAGCUAGCUGCUGCCUCCUUACUCCUGGCCCUCUACAUGAAGAAGCUCGGAUACUGGGUUCCCUUCCUGGAGCAUUACAGUGGCUACAGUAUCUCUGAGCUUCACCCCUUGGUCAGACAGCUGAACAAACUGCUGACUUUCAGUUCUUACGAUAGUCUCAAGGCUGUGUAUUACAAGUAUUCUCACCCGGUCUUCUUUGAAGUCGCCAAAAUCCCUGCCUUGGAUAUGUUGAAGCUGGAGGAGAUUUUGAACUGUGAUUGUGAGGCUCAGGGCCUGGUACUCUAGCAGCAGCCACAGGGCUAAGCAUGCAUGUUAACAGGGUAUAUUUAUUCUGUGUUUGAAUUUGUCUUUUGAUCGCUUUUAUUCAUUUUUCCUUUCUUUGUCUUUUCCCAAACUGAUAAUGUUAUAAAUAUUUAUGUUGCUUGUUUUUAUGAAAGAAAAAAAUAUUGUCAUAUUUGACUACAAAUUUAAUAAAAAAUUAAUGGUUAUUGUU